AACCCACUAAACAAUAUUCUGAUUUUAUGGAUGAAACAUGCAGAGCUUGGACGACUAAAGCAGCUUCAGAAGAUUGAUGUCCAUAACAACUCCAUACAAGUUGGUUCACAUCUCUGUUGGGGGAAAAUUCCUUCACUUCGUGUCCUAGAUUUGUCAACAAACAAGUUAGAAGGUGACAUUCCAAAAUGCCUGUGUGAGAAUCUUCGUCUCAAAGAUCUAUUUCUGUUCGAUAACUUUCUCAUUGGAAACAUCGACGCAUGCUUGAGAAAUAUGACUUUACUUGAAUACGUAGAUCUCUCUGAUAAUAGUUUCAAUGGCUCCUUUCCUUCGUUAUCAAUUAGCAACCUAACAAAUAUUCAGUCAGUUAUUCUCUCAGGAAAUGAGUUCAAGGGCAGGAUUUCACUUUCGCACUUCGCAAAUUUAUCGAGGCUAAGUUACCUUGACAUCUCAUGGAAUUCGUUCGAAGUUGAAACUGAGUCCAUAACUUGGGUUCCAUAUUUCAAUCUGUCUGUGCUAAAUUUAGCCGCUUGUAACCUCAGGACCAUCCCCAGCUUCAUUUCCUCACAGAGGCACUUGGAAUCACUAGAUUUAUCAUGCAAUUCACUCAUAGGGAAGAUUCCUUCAUGAAUGCUUGACAAUGUCUCUAAAAAAUUACAGCUAAGAAGAAAUGGUUUCAUAGGACCAUUUCCUAAGUCCUUUCAGAACAGUUCACAGCUUACUGAACUUGACAUCUCUGAUAAUCUUUUAUCAGGGUCAUUUCCUGAAGAUAUUGGUGUCUAUUUUCCAGAAUUGCACAAUCUAAAUGCUUCCUUGAAUAAUUUUAGUGGCAAGCUUCCUCCAUCCUUUGUUAGAAUGAAACAGCUUUUGUUUC
Messenger RNA from Rubroshorea leprosula, 871 nucleotides. Lineage: Eukaryota; Viridiplantae; Streptophyta; Magnoliopsida; Malvales; Dipterocarpaceae. The record is from the annotation of a GenBank genome assembly.